CAUUAAAAUCAGCCCGUACUGCACGGUCCCUACCCUACGCUCUCUUUUUGAAGAAAUAAUCCCACACUCAACGACACACCAUGGACCACACCUGGAUCAGCCGCAACGUCUUCGACCAGCUGCCGCCCUGCGCCAUCGUCGCCGGACACGACUCGGACAAUGAUCCCAUCUAUGUGGGCCGUGCCUACCACAACGGAGACAUGCUGCCGGCCAAGGUUAUUCCCAACAAGAACCAGGCCUAUGUGGCCUGGGGCGGCGAGGAGAUCAACAAGCACGACGUAGAGAUCCUCACCGGCGACCACUACGUCUGGAUCCCGGCCAGCGGCGGACACGUUCCUCCCCAUGCCCUUCGCGUGGGUCAGACCUCCGACGGAGAGCCUCUGUUCAUUGGCCGCGGCUACUUCCAGGGCAGCCUGACGCCCGGCAAGGUGCAUCCCUCGCACCACUGCCUGUACAUCCCCUUCGGCGGAAAGGAGCACAGCCUAGAGGCGUACGAAGUGCUGGUCCAGCCGGAGACAUGGAUCUCUUCCUCCGGUGGCCAUAUCGUGCCCGGAACAGUCCAGGGCGGACACGACACCGAUGGCGAUCAGAUCUUUGUGGGCCGCGCCUACCACGAAGGUGAUUUGCUGCCAGCCAAGGUGGUUCCCAACAAGGGCUGCGCCUACGUGGCAUACGGCGGCUCCGAGCACGUCAAGCACGACUUUGAGCUGCUGGCCGGAUACGGCUAUGGCUGGGUUCCUGACAGCUUUGGCAAUGUGCCACCAAAUUCCAUCGUCUGUGGCCGCACCACGGAGGGCGAGAACCUGUACAUUGGCCGCGGCUACCACAGCGGCAGCCUGACUCCCGGCAAGGUCCAUCCGUCCCACAGAUGCCUAUACAUCCCCUUCGGUGGCGAGGAGGUGCGCCUAGAUGCCUAUGAGGUCCUCGUCAGGGGCUAAACGGUGUUUUCUUUAAUUUGGUAUUUCGUCAGCAACAAUAUUUAUAUUCCAUCAGUCACAAAAUAAACUUUGAUUCAUUGAAAACUCAAGCCAA
This is a messenger RNA of Drosophila persimilis, 1032 nucleotides long. RefSeq lists its product as uncharacterized. The transcript is spliced from 4 exons. NCBI's taxonomy places the organism in Eukaryota, Metazoa, Arthropoda, Insecta, Diptera, Drosophilidae. The record is from RefSeq and is a predicted model, not a curated record. The coding region runs from base 81 to 938 and encodes 285 amino acids.